UUUAAAUCUGUCAUUGCUCAAAAAAUAAUAAUGAAUCAAAAUCAAUAUUGUUAUGAAUUAUCGACCUAUUGAAUACUCCAAUUACUUUAGAUCAAAUAUUGGAAUUUUUUGGGGUGAAAAUAUUGCCUUGUUUGUGUGUUUUUCAUGAGAAAAAGGGCAAAAAACAAAUAAACGUUUUACAUUUUUUUUUAAACAGAUCAGAAAUUGAUCCAUGAAUUUGAGUAUUAAAAUAUAAAUAAUAAUAAUAAUAAUUACCUCACACUUUUAUGAGUGUGGCGCUUUUGGAUUUUUGAUCAUUUUAGUGUUUUUUUUUUUUUAAACUAUCAUUGCCCAAAAAUAAUAAUGAAUCAAAAUCAAUGUUGUUAUGAAUUAUUGACCUAUUGAAGGCUCUAAUGACUUCACAUCAAAUAUUCCACUUCAGAUUUAUUCGUGGGGAAAAUAUUGCAUAUUUUGUGUUUUUUUUUUCUUUGAAUAUGUCUUUGCUCAAAACAUAAUAAUGAAUAGUGAAUAUGUUACUAAUUUGCAUGUUAAUAAGGCCAUGUAGAAUAAGGCAUUAUCCAUCCAUCCAUCCAUUUUCUACCGCUUAUUCCCUUUCGGGGUCGCGGGGGGCGCUGGCGCCUAUCUCAGCUACAAUCGGGCGGAAGGCGGGGUACACCCUGGACAAGUCGCCACCUCAUCGCAGGGCCAACACAGAUAGACAGACAACAUUCACACUCACAUUCACACACUAGGGCCAAUUUUUAGUGUUGCCAAUCAACCUAUCCCCAGGUGCAUGUCUUUAUCACUACUUAAUAAUGUCUAUGAUGAUGAUGAUGUUACUAAUUUGCAUGUUAAUUAGCAACUAAUAAUGCUGAAUAUUUUACAAAUGCAGCUGAGAUAGGCUCCUGCACCCCCCGUCACCCCAAAAGGGACAAACGGUAGAAAAUGGCAAGCGGUAGGAAGUGGAUGGAUGGAUGUUACUAAUUUGCAUGUUAAUAAGGCCAUACAGAAUAGGGCAUUAAUCAGUACCUAAUAAUGAUUAAUUAGGAACCAAUAUGUUACUAAUUUGCAUGUUAAUACAAAACUAAUUAAUGAUAAAUAUGUGACUAAUUUGCAUGUUAAAAAGCCCAUGCAAAAUAGGGCUUUAAUAAGUACUUAAUAAUGACUAAUUAAGAGCCAAUAUGUUGCUCAUUUUCAUGCUAAUAAGGCCAUGCAGAAUAGGGCACUAAUAAGUACUUAAAAUUAGUAAUUACGAGCCAACAUGUUACUAAUUUGCAUGUUAAUAAGCAAGUAAUUAAUGCUGAAUAUGUUACUAUUUUGCUUUUUAAUAAGGCCAUGCAGAAUAGGGCAUUAACACGUAAUUAAUAAUGACUAAUUAAGAGCCAAUGUGUUACUAAUGUGCAUGUUAAUAAGAAACUAAUUAAUUGUUAAUACGUUACUAAUUUGCAUGUUAAUAAGGCCAUGCAGAAUAGGGCAUUAACAAGUACUUAAUAAUGACUAACUCAGAGCCAAUAUGUUACUAAUGUCCAUGUUAAUAAGCAACUAAUUAAUGCUGAAUAUUUUACUAAUUUGCAUGUUAACAAGGCCAUGCAGAAUAGGGCAUUAAUAAGUCCUUAAUAAUGACUAAUUCAGAGCCAAUAUGUUACUAAUUUGCAUGUUAAUACAAAACUAAUUCAUGAUGAAUAUGUGACUAAUUUGCCUGUUAAUACGCAAUUAAUUACUGCUGAAUAUGUUACUAAUUUGCAUGUUAAUAAGGACAUGCAGAAAAGGGCAUUAAUAAGUACUUAAUAAUGACUAAUCAAGAGUAAUAUGUUGCUAAUUUCCAUGCUAAUAAGGCCAUGCAGAAUAAGGCACUAAUAAGUACUUAAAAAUUAGUAAUUAAGAGCCAACAUGUUACUAAUUUUCAUGUUAAGCAAGUGAUUAAUGCUGAAUAUGUUACAAUUUUGCUUGUUAGUAAGGCCAUGCAGAAUAGGGCACUAAUAAGUACUUAAUCAUGACUAAUUAAGAGCCAAUGUGUUACUAAUGUGCAUGUUAAUAAGCAACUAAUUAAUUAUUAAUACAUUACUAUUUCGCAUGUUAAUAAGGCCAUGCAGAUUAGGGCAUGAAUAAGUACUUAAUGACUAAUUACGAGCCAUUAUGUUACUAAUUUGCAUGUUAAUAAACAGCCAAUUAAUGCUGAACAUGUUACUAAUUUGCAUGCUAAUAAGGUCAUGCAGAAUAGGGCAUUAAUAAUGACUAAUUAAGAGCCAAUAUGUUACUAAUGUGCAUGUUAAUAAGCAGCUAAUUAAUUGCGAAUAUGUUACUAAUUUGCAUGUUAAUGAGGCCAUGCAGAAUAGGGAAUUAAUAAUGACUAAUUAAGAGCCAAUAUGUUACUAAUUUGCAUGUUGAUAAGGCUAUGCAGAAUAGGGCAUUGUUAAUGACUAAUUAAGAGCCAAUAUGUUACUAACGUGCAUGUGUAUAAGCAACUAAUUAAUGGUGAAUAUGUUACGAAUUUGCAUGUUAAUGAGGCCAUGCAGAAUAGGGCAAUAGUAAUGACUAAUUAAGAGCCAAUAUGUUACUAAUGUGCAUGUGUAUAAGCAACUAAUUAAUGCUGAAUAUGUUCCCCAUACUAAAGUGUUACCAAAAAACAUUAUAUUGAAGGAAACUUUUAUGGCUGAGACAAUUUCGGGUCCCCGGCACCUUUACAUUUACCAAACUUGAGGUAUUAAAAAGGAUAUAUUUCCUUAGCAUGUAUUUUAAUGGUUUUGAGAAUGAUACAUAUAUAAACAGCCUCCACUGUGCGGCCUUUAGUGGAAAAAGUUAGGACACCCCUGCUGUUUAACGCCACAAAAAUGUCCCCGCCCAUCACCAAUCUCACAUCCAAUCACAGCCCGCUACGGAAUCGUGCUUACAUUUCUAUUGGCUCGCUUGCCUGUCAGUCACUUCCAGCUGUCAGAUUCAGAAGCCGUGCUGCUUUCCCUUUCCGGGAGACAACCAACCUUGAGGGACUCUUCGUGUACAAAAUGGUCGUUUAAAAGGCAAAGCCAUCGACUUCCUCUCCCAUUAAGCCUUCCUUCGGUGUGCCAGCACCUGGCCCAGCCCUGCCAUCACCAUGGAGACCGCCUCCAGCUACGUGCUAAUCCACGGGAAGAACGUCUCCCACAGCACCGUGGGGGCCGCCGCCGGUGCCCACAUGUCCAUCGACAAGCUCUUCCCCGCCCUGCUGGAGUGCUUCGGCAUCAUCCUGUGCGGAUACAUAGCCGGCAGGGCGGAUGUCAUCCCCGAGAGCCAGGCGAAGGGUCUCGGCAACUUUGUAUCCAAAUUCGCCCUCCCAGCUUUGCUUUUCAAGAAUAUGGUGCUGCUGGACUUUGGCGACGUCAUUUGGUCGUUUCUGUGGAGCGUCCUGGUUGCCAAGGUGUCUGUGUUUGCACUGGUGUGUGUGCUCACGCUUAUGGUGGCCAGUCCAGAAAAGAGAUACGGCAAAGCUGGUCUGUACGCCAUCUUUGCUACUCAAAGCAAUGACUUUGCACUGGGGUAUCCUAUAGUGGAUGCUUUGUACCGCAGCACGUACCCAGAGUACCUGCAGUACAUCUAUCUGGUGGCCCCUGUGUCCCUCAUGCUGCUCAAUCCCAUCGGAUUUGCUCUCUGUGAGGUGCAGAGGUGGAAGCAGGCUGGCAACGCACAGCAGAGCUCUGCAGGACUGGUGGCGGUUGUGGUCCUACAGGUGUUGAAGAAUCCAAUUGUGUUUAUGGUGGUGGUCGGCAUCGCCUCUCACUUCGCUCUGGGCCAGAGGAUCCCUGCUGUGCUGUCCGACUUCAUCGAUGGCCUGGCCAACUCUUUCGGAGGGGCGGCCCUGUUCUACCUGGGCCUCACUAUGGUGGGUCAGCUGAGGAAACUGACAAGAGAUGCUGGAGUCGCUUUGAUUCUCCUCAUCACUGCCAAACUUCUGGUGAUGCCGCUGGUGUGCAAGGACAUGAUGGACAUUCUGGAUGUGGGCGUCAACAGCACCAGCGCCAACCACACCAGCUUGACCAACUUUGCCUUCCUCUACGGCGUCUUCCCCACCGCGCCCAGCGUGGCCAUCUAUGCCGGACACUAUAGCCUGGAACUGGAGGUGGUGACUUCAGGCAUGGUCAUCAGCACGUUCCUGUCGGCGCCCAUCAUGUACGUGUCGGCCUGGCUCCUGGCGAUCCCCCUCAUGGACCCCGCCCCCCUGGUGGCAGAGCUCCAAAACGUCAGCUUCAACAUCAGCAUCGUCUGCCUGGUCGCGCUGGUGUGGACCAUCGUGGUGAUGCUCCUCAGCAGGAAGUUUAACCGUCUUCCUCACCUGUUUGCCUUAAAUCUCUUCUUGGCUCAGUUCCUGGUAUGUGUCAGCAUGAUCCUGUGGAACUUUCUGGUCAGACAAGAAGAUAAUCUCAUUGGCAAAAUUCUGGCCUUUUCGCUGCUCUACAGCUCUUUGUACAGCACGUACAUUUGGACAGGUCUAAUCCCGCUCUGCUUGGCUCUGACCUGCAGAGAUGAUCUGCUGAGGCUGCGUCCGGCAGUUUUCAUGGUUUUUGGCUGGGGGGUUCCCUUGGUCAUGGUGGGAGGCCUUUUGCUCUCUGGCCAAAGAACCGACAGCAUUGACUCUGCCUUCUUCUAUGGCAAAGCUCAGAUCAUCAGCACAGCCGUGGUGCUCGCGGUCAGCCUGGUGCUCGGUGCCAUCUCUCUGAUGGGCCUCAGCCAAGGGGACCGAGAACAGAGAGGCUACCAGGUCCUGAACAGGACGGCUGUCCCCGCUGCCAAUAUUGAGGAUCUGAGGACCCCUAGUGGUGUUGGGGACACACAACAGCAGCAGCUGGCAGACACUUCACCUGCCUGCAGCAUUAACUCUGACAUCCACACGCCUCCUUUCCAGUCGGUGCCUGACAUGAUCGCCAGCACACAGAGGAACAAUGGCAACAACACUGACCACCCUGGGGCGCUGUGCGACAGGCAGCAGCAGAGUUCCUCUUCUUCAGAGCAUCCUCUAAACCCGGCUGCGGCUGAGCGCGGAGGCGCUGACGACGACAAGCAAACAGUCAGACACGUGCUGCUCUGUCUCCUGCUCAUCGUCAGCUUGCUCGCAAACCUCUCCAGCUGCCUGUGGUGGUUGUUCAACAAGGAUCCAGGACGGCUCUACUUGGAGUUGCAGUUCUUUUGUGCUGUGGCGAACUACGGACAGGGCUUCCUGUCCUUCGGGAUCUUCGGCCUGGAUCAUCACCUCAUCAUCCUGCCCUUCAAGAAGAGGUUGCAGGGCUUGUGGCGAGGUCGCGCCGCAGAUGAGCUGAGUCCUGCGGGAGGAGCCGAGGACGUCAGGCUCACCUGCACGCAGUUUGUGCGCUACCACAAGGAGCAGUGCGUGCACGAUAUAUUUCACACGCGCAGGUGCCGGAGCGACGCCCCGCAGCAGCAGACGCCGGACCUCCAGGCAGACCGGCGCCAGCAUGAGCCCGCCCCAGACCCACUUCACCAGCACCCCCACAUCCAAAGCACGGUCCUCGGCUGCGACCUGGUCGACUGGCUGAUCGGCCGCGGACUGUGUACAGGGCGAGCACAGGCCCGGCGCUACAUAACACGUCUCCAGCAGGGGGGGGUGUUGCGUGAUGUGACGGGCGAGCACAGCUUCAGGGAGGAGUGCAAGGUGCUCUACCACUUCGCACAUGAGGACGAGACCAGCUGACGGAGACCCGAGCAGCAACCACCAGGCCAAAACACUAAGUGCCUUACGGUGCCAUUUUUCCAUCCGCCACUAGGGGAGCUCUUGUUCUUCAAAGUGCAGGCAAGUCUCCUCUUAAAAAAACAUUUAUUUUUGCACAGCAUGUGAAGGUUCUGUCGCUUUCCACAUCGCUUGGUGGUUGCUGCUUUUGGCUCCACCCUCCUCAACUGACACGUUUUGUUUCCCUUUACUUUUAUUAUUUCAAUGCACUGAAAGGUCCACAAUAUAUCUUUUACAGCAGGGGUAUCCAAAACUACGGCCCGCGAGGCGUCAUAAGUUUAAUAAUUAAAAUAAGAAAUCUUACCAACGAUGAGAUUGCGUUCAAUUUAAUUGUCUGACAAAGCCGAUGUAGCCAUUUUGUUGCCAACCAAUGGACAACAUGAAGAAUUUAGGUCAAUGACUUUUAAUAAUGCUCUUACUUAUGCAAACAACCUCUCCUAGUCAUGGUGGGGGUUAAAAAUAAACAACAAAAAUCCAACCGACACAAAAUGUCACUGUAAAAAAACGCCCAUGCACUGUAAGUAAUUCAAAAUGACACCCAAUCAAAUCUAUGACAAAGCAUGAUUGAAAAAAAUGCAAAUCCAUGUUUGCCGCAUUUUAGCUGCUUGAUAUUUCUUAUUAGUUACAAAACUUUAAGGAGGUUGUCACAGAAGUAAACAAGGUAGGAGUUUAACUUUCACAUACUCUUAAUAUCCAAUUAUAUUGAUUAUUAAUUAUACAUCCAUUAUAUUACUAUAAUAUAAGUAAAAAAGUUUGGACACCCCUGUUUUACAGAGAUACAGUAGGUACGGAAAGUAUUCACACGCUUUAAAUUUUUCACUCUUUGUUUCAUUGCAGCUAUUUGCUUAAAGCAAAAAAGUUAAUUUAAUAUCUCAUCGAUGUACACUCAGGAUUCCAUCUUGACAGAAAAAAACAGAAAUCUAGAAAUUUUUGCAAAUGUAUUAAAAAAAACACUUUUCACAACAUCCACUUUUUUAUUUUAUUAAUUUUUUAAUACAUUUGCAAACAAUUCUACAUUUCUGUUUUUUUUGUCUAGAUGGGGUGCUAUAUUGAGAAUUAAAAUGAACUUUUUUGAUUUUAGCAAAUGGUUACGAUGAAACAAACAGUGGAAAAUGUAAAGGGGUGUAAAUACUCACUGUAAUAUUUAAUUGCAUUGAACAAUAUUUUCAUUACUGUCCUUGUAGUUUGUACUCCUUAUACUUACAGUGGUCCUCAUGCAGGGUUUCUACAGGUAAUAAAAAGCAUUAAAAAUGGACUUUGCAAAAAUUAAGGCCUUAAAUGGCUUGAAAAAGCUAUAAAUACAUUGUCCAGAGGUAUUUAAUAAAAUAAUAUAUUCGCAAUUGGCAACAAAAUAGACAACAAAUCAAACCACCAGACCCAGUUUUUCCUAUUGGGGGGAAAAAAUCUGCACUUUAAGAUGUUUGAUAUUUUUGAAAUGCAAUUAAUGCUAACAAAUGUUGAGAGUUCAUUCUAUCUGAUGAUUGGUUAUAGGAUAGAUGGAUAGAAGAAAGUAAAAAAGGUAAAAUAGUUAAACAAAAAGUAAAAUAACGUAAAUAAAUGUAUAAAGAAGCCAAAAAAGAUAAAUAGAAGGUAUAUAAAAGGUGAAACAAGUUUAAAUAAAAGUUAAAAGAUAAUAAACAAAGGUAAAAGAGGAAUUACAAAAGGCAAAAUAAAGCAAAUAAAAGGUUUUUAAAGAAGUUAAAAAAGGUAAAUAGGAGUUAAAGAAAAGUAAAAAAUAUACAAGAAGGUGAAAGGGUAAAUUGAAGAUUAAAAAGACAAAAUAAGUUAAAUAAAAGGUAAAUACAAGGGAAAAUAAGUUGAAUAGGAGCUAAAGGAAAGUUAAAAAAAAAAUUUGAAUCAAAAAAAGGUAAAAGUGAAAAAAAGUAAAAGAAUGUAACGAUAUAUAAAACAUGUAGUAUAAAGAAGCCAAAAGAAGAUACAUUGAAGUUAAAUAGAACUUAGAAGAAAAUAAAUAGAAUGUAAAUAAAAGGUUUUGAUUGAUUGAUUGAUACUUUUAUUAGUAGUUUGCACAGUACAGUACAUAUUCCGUACAAUUGACCACUAAAUGGUAACACCCGAAUAAGUUUUUCAACUUGUUUAAGUCGGGGUCCACGUUAAUCAAUUCAUGGUACGUCGAGGGUAAAAGAUGGUUGUAUUUACAAUAGUACAAAAUAUUACAGUAAUGAGAAAUAUGGUUUGCACUAUAUGUUAUGAUACAUUCGUGCUUAAUUUGGCCACAGUUAGUGUCAACUUUUCAACUAUUCAACAUUAUUAUUGCCAAAUGUUUACAAUUUUGUCCAGACAGACAAUUGCAUGCUUUUGACUCGAUACAAUAACGAUCUGCAGUCGGACGUGGGCACUAAAAUUGGUUUUAAGUUGCAUUAAAAAGCAUUACAUUAGAUUUGCUGAUAUCUGCAGAAACCCUGUCAUAGUUUGGUGACCAUAUUUAUUAGAAACCACUACAAAGCACAGUAAUGAAGUAAACUUACUGUGAAAUGAAUACUUGUCUGACAUUACUAUCUUGCGUGUAUUUUCCCGAUCAAAGUACACUGCCAUUAUAUUCUGCUGGAACUGAGAAUAAAUAGUUUACCUGAAGGACAUAGUUAAUUUUAUACUGAAAUAUUAUACUGAGAUGUUUGACUAUCUUCACGUUAGGGAAGCCUUGGUUGCGCGUAGGACUUGAAAUAAUGCAAACUGCUAAACUCGCCAGUAAAUGCGUCCCCUACGAACUCUGUUACAUAAAUAGAUUUGUGAGAGUCAUAUAUUUGGAAUCCUUUUGUAUGACAAUAACUUUUAUGUUUUUCUAUGCAUUCUAACUUGUAAAUAAACAGUAGCAAAAAUCCGCCAGCAUAUAAUGCGUACUAUUGGGCCUAUAAAGCACUCCAUAACACAUCCAUCAAGGUUUUAUUGACAUGCUGUAAGUAUGUAUGUAACAUUCAUAAUAACAUGUGAUAUUUACAUAUUUUGCUCUUUUUAAGCAUAUAGUGGCAUUUUAAUUUCACAGACGCAUCACAAUGUUUGCUUUCUUAAACAACAACAACACUACUAAUCAUGGCAAAAGUUAUGAGAGACAAAAAAGACUACUUUGGGACAAAUGAUGAUCCAGAAUCCUAUAAUUUUGAGCCUGAAUACAGAGAGGAUGAACUACAACAUGAACAUAAUAAAACAAUCACUUACUGUACAAUGUUUGCGCUCACUCGGAUGCCGACUGUCGGGAUGUUUGUAUCUUCCUGUUUAAAUUUUAAAAUUAAUUCUAAUUCCCACGUAGGUAAAAAAAAAAAAGUUACACAAACUAGCAUCUUUUUGUGUCUUUAUCGCCAUUUUUGGGUCUAAGUUCAAUGUCAAAGUCGACCAACUUCUCAGUUUAUGGCCACAAUAUUUGUACCUAUAUGAGAAGCAUGAUGUAUAAUCUGUAUUUAGCUUUCACCUACUCAGAGGCGAUGCAGCAGCUCAUCGGCUCAAUAUGUCAAUAUAGCUGCAUAAACCAGUUACCUCUCUGUGAUCACGGCGCUGCUAAAAGUACUUCCUCUGCUUUAGAGCUUAUAAUUAUGAUAAUAAUACUUGGUUAAUAUUCAGGUCACAAGAUGUAAAUGGACUAUUGUAGGCAGUUAACUAAACAAACAUUUUUACAGAGCUUUUUAGAUUACUCCUUUUAGCUGAAUUGUUAGCCACCUCAUACUUGCCCUAUUUUACAAAUAAGAAUGCAUAAAAAAAAGAAAGACGUGUUUUUGUCUUACAAAAGUGCAUUUCCCCUUUAAAGUCCUGCUAUCUAACGAUUAUUUUUAGAAAUCUGAUCAAUCACACUUCUGAAUUUGAAUUAAUCACAAGUUAUUAUAGGCUUGCAUAAUUGAGACUAACUAACUAACAAAAAGACCCUAAUAUUUAGACGCAAAUGCAGAUGUAUUGCAAAUAAUUAAAAAAAAAGGGUAUCUUGAAUGCACGUCAUUUAUUUUCUCAAAACUUGCUAACAAUUUUAUCCGAACUUCCGUAUGUUUUUUGGUUUUGCAUGAUUAAUCUGCAAAAUCUACAUGAUAAAUGCCAUUACUUCAUGUAAUUAAUUGUGUAAGUUGAUGUAUUAAAUUAAAAAAGGCGCUAAUAUUUGGACACAAAUGCAAAACUUAAUGAAAACUAAAAAAAAAAAGUAACUUGAAUGCACGUCAUUUAUUUUCUCAAAACCUGCUAAUUUUAUCCAAACUUUCGUCUGUUUUUUUGUUUUAUGUGAUUAAUCUGCAUUAAUGCAUGAUGAAUGCAGUAACUUCAUGUUAUUAAUUGCAUGAGUUGACACAUUCAAUUAAAGAAGACCCUAAUAUUUGGACACAAAGGCAAAUUUAUUUAAAAAACAAAAAGUGUUUUCUUGAAUGCACUUAAUUUAUUUUCUCAAAACCUGCCAACAAUUUUAUCCAAACUUUUGUCUGUUUUUAUACAUGAUAAAUGCAAUAUCUAUAUGUGAUUAAUCGUGUGAGUUGAUGCAUUAAGAUAAAAAAGACCCUAAUAUUUGGACAAAAAUGCAAAUUUAUUUAAAAAAAAAAAAAAAAAGUGUAUCUUGAACGCACUUCAUUUAUUUUCUCAAAACCUGCUAACAAUUGUAUCCAAACUUUCGUCAUUUUUUUUUGUUUCAUGUGAUUAUUCUGCUUUAAUGCAUGAUAUAUGCAAUAACUUCAUGUGAUUAACUGCGUGAGUUCCAUCCAUUUUCUACCGCUUGUUCCCUUUUGGGGUCGCGGAGGGCGCUGGCGCCUAUCUCAGCUACAAUCGGGCGGAAGGCGGGGUACACCCUGGACAAGUCGCCACCUCAUCGCAGGGCCAACACAGAUAGACAGACAACAUCCACACUCACAUUCACACACUAGGGCCAAUUUUUAGUGUUGCCAAUCAACCUAUCCCCAGGUGUAUGUCUUUGGAAGUGUUGAGGAAACCGGAGUAAGACCCUAACAUUUGGACACAAGUUCAAAUGUAUUGAAAUAAUAAAAAAAAAAGUGUAUCUUGAAUGCACUUCAUUUACUUUCUCAAAACCUCAUAACAAUUUUAUCCAAACUUUUGUCUGUUUUUAUACAUGAUAAAUGCAAUAACUUCAUGUGAUUAAUCGCGUGAGUUGACGCAUUAAAUUAAAAAACACCCUAAUAUUUGGACACAAAUGCAAAUUUAUUGAAAAUUAUUUUUAAAAAAGUGUAUCUUGAAUGCACUUCAUUUAUUUUCUCAAAACCUGCUAACAAUUUUAUCCAAACUUUCGUCUGUUUUUUUGUUUUAUGUGAUUAAUCUGCAUUUAUGCAUGAUAAAUGCAAUAAUUUCAUGUGAUUAAUCGCAUGAAAGUUAUUGGACUUAUUGGACACUUUUGGAACCCAACACGAAAGCAGCUAGUUUGCACAUUUUUUUUGUCUCCCACAACAUCCAUGAAAAUCACUCAUGGGAAAUUAUGCAAAUUAGUUGACAUCUAGCCUCCCGCUAGCAAAAUAUCCCCUUUUUUUGUGUGAAGCGUGUUUCUGACUUUGAGGUUCUUGUGAUGACUGGGUGCAUUUGCCAAUGUGAAGGUGUGUGUCGGUGCGUGCAUGACGUGUAAGAGAGAAUAAAAACAUUUUAAGAAGA
This is a messenger RNA of Nerophis ophidion (straightnose pipefish), 11275 nucleotides long. It is a transcript of the gene gpr155b, whose product is annotated as G protein-coupled receptor 155b. The transcript has 20 exons. The coding region runs from base 3071 to 5659 and encodes 862 amino acids. Gene Ontology annotation, cellular component: membrane. Gene Ontology annotation, biological process: transmembrane transport; intracellular signal transduction. Lineage: Eukaryota; Metazoa; Chordata; Actinopteri; Syngnathiformes; Syngnathidae. The record is from RefSeq and is a predicted model, not a curated record.